This is a messenger RNA of Aureobasidium subglaciale EXF-2481, 2523 nucleotides long. RefSeq lists its product as uncharacterized. Gene Ontology annotation, biological process: TORC2 signaling. The record is from RefSeq and is a predicted model, not a curated record. The coding region runs from base 1 to 2523 and encodes 840 amino acids. Gene Ontology annotation, cellular component: cytoplasm; plasma membrane; TORC2 complex. NCBI's taxonomy places the organism in Eukaryota, Fungi, Ascomycota, Dothideomycetes, Dothideales, Saccotheciaceae. The transcript has a single exon. Gene Ontology annotation, molecular function: phosphatidylinositol-4,5-bisphosphate binding.
AUGUCUCUCCUUAACAACCAGGACUUUACCAUCUACCAGCUGCGGGCAGGAUACCUCCACCAUAUCAAGGACGGCGUCGGCGAACGGCUCAUCACUCUCAACACAAACGUCUUGAACAACCCGGCCUUUCGCGCUGCUGGCUGGCAAGCGAACCCGGCAGACAUCAAGCGGACCUACUCCCCUCCCAUCCCGACCGCCAUAGCCUCCGAGUACUUCCAGGCUCCACAACGCUCCACCGCUCCCUCAUAUCCACUGCAUGAUGACGAUGAAGAAGGCGGAAUGGUCACUGGUCAAGGAAGCCAAGAUGCGAUCGCUGUCAACACACACAACAAGAGGCGCCGACGGAAAGAGCAAAUGGAAGAGGACGAUAGCAGUGAUCUGAGCGACGACAGCGACGAUGAGGAUGACAAGAGCGCCAUCUCGCAAAUAAAGUUCAGCAAGAUGCCCGUCCGUGUCAGAGCUGGCUCUUCUCCAACACACACCACUAGAGACGCUGGCCAUGUCUCGCAGAUCAUCACCUCCCCUUCACAACCCGCGGAUCCAGAAGCUGCGAGACGGGCAUCCCUGCCUUCAGUCUCCUUCACCAAGCAACGUCCGCGAAGAGACACGGCUACGAGCAGCGAGUUCUCAUCAGAAAACGAGACAGAUCCAGUCACUUUCCGCAAGCAGAGAGUCCAGCACCGCGCCGUUAAGCACGGCCAGAUGAUGCAGGACCGGAUCCAGGAAGAAGGUGAAGACGUCGAGUCAGAUAUUGAUCUUGGUGAGGCUUCGGACAUUUCCGACGACUUUGCUGGAACUGCUGGCUCCGAGUCUCUACUGGGCAUGGGUGCCCCUUUGAUCACUGUGGACACACUCGAGUCAACUCCUGGACAUGUGCCCAGUAUGCCGCCUGCCAUCACGCCAAACACAUCAGCCUCGCCAAAACGGAUGAAACAGAUGGUCCCUCCUCCAGACUUGCCAAGAUUACCCGCUGGCCGUCCUAUCAGCUACGUUCAGCCGGUCAGUCUACUGUCCAAGGCCCUGAAACACACUUCACAGAAAGCUGGCAACCCUCUCCAGCAGUUUGCUCAACUCUCUGGUAAAGGCGAAUCAACACCACUGUGGAUCAAAAUAUAUGCUCCUUUCUCGGAGAAGGCUUCGUCGCCUAUCCAAGUGCCGAUUCGCAAGAAUGCAAAAGAAGGCGUGCCCACCAUCGUUGCUGAGCUCAUUGGCCUGAGUCUGUGGCGAUAUGCUGAAGAGAAGAUUGAACCCCCGCUUGAAGGCAACGAUCUGAAUGUCAACCGCUGGACCCUACGUAUGGUCGAAGAUGAAGAAGUGGACUACGACUUCCCCGCUUUGACCCGCACGAAACCUCUUGGUGACUUUACUUCGAACAAUAAUCGGCCGCCUCGAGCCAGGGCAAGAGAUAAGCCAUGGGAUGAAUUCGGUCUCGUACGAGCGACUGAAGAGCAAUAUAGGGAGAACGAGGAGCUCACACCACAAUUCAGCGAGCCCACACCUCCCAACGCACCUAUCCUGGACCCAUCGCGAACGGGGACACCGCAACCUGCAAAUACGCAAAGGACUCUCUCAGAUAUACAAACCCUCGCACCUCCUGCAGCCCCUACUUAUAUUCCAAACGUCAACCCUAUCACGCCUUCCUUUGCUCCAAUGGCUAGGAAGAACUCGGCCAUUCCUCUCAUGGAUGCACCUGCCACGGCAGCGCCUCGCUCCACACCCAGGACUGGUUCCUCAAAGACAGUUACAAUUCACUACACCGAUCCGCACUCUUUCCAGACCACUUUACUACCCAUACCAACCACAUCCGACACAUAUCUGGCCGAGUUGUUUACGACAGCAUGUCAAAGACUCAACAUUGACAAGGCUCUCUAUGUCCUCAAGGUCCGUGGCACACAAACAGUAGCACCAGAAGACCGCACGGUCGAAGCACUGGGUCUAAGACUCGCCCUCGAUCUCGUACGCCGCCGCUUCGUCGGCGUCGGCGAUGGUCGCGGCAUGGUAAGCGCCGUAGGCAGCCCCGGCAGCGAAAGUCCCAACGCCCCUCUUCUCCUCGAAACCGCGACAGCCACAAAAGCAAAGUCCCGCAAACCUUUCAUGGGACUCCAAAGCGCAAAGUCCACCAACGACAUCAACGCCACCGCGCUCUGGGGUCUCGCCGGCGGAGCAGGAAAACGCUACCUCGUCAUCCGCCGCCAACCCCUAUCUUUCGCCCCCUCUCACCCACGUAUCCUCGCACUCGACGCAGAAUUCAUGCAUGUAAUGCCUGCAUCCUCCACAGAUCCUUUGAAUGCCAAUGCAGACCCAGCAAUGGCACCUCCGGGCGGUAAAACUACAAGUGUCCAUCUCAGCGGCAUCGUAGGGUGUAAAGUUAGUAGAAAACACCCAAAAGUCGUGAGAGUACUUGUUUAUCGCGAAAAGGAGACCAAGAGGUAUGAUUUUGAGGCGUCGACGAGGGAUGAGGCGGCGGAUAUUGCGGGGGAGAUCAAUAAAGGUAUGACGAGGUUUAAGGAUGAAGAGGAAUGA